Molecule: messenger RNA, 1254 nt
Organism: Pochonia chlamydosporia 170
Lineage: Eukaryota; Fungi; Ascomycota; Sordariomycetes; Hypocreales; Clavicipitaceae
Exons: 2
Coding region: 1-1254 (417 amino acids)
Source: RefSeq, a predicted model, not a curated record
AUGUCUGCAGACCCAGGUCCAUUCCGGAACUUCCUUCCGGACCUCAGUAUCGACCGGUUUAUUUCCAUGAAACAACAAAGUUGCCGUGAAUAUGCACAGUCAUUUAAGGAAAACAAAAAUCCUCCAUGGUUGCAUGCAUUGUAUAAACACUGGCUGAAGCUAGCUGCCGAGCCCUUUAAGGGCAUUACAAAUGAUGGAAACAUAAGACCUGGGCUAUUCACCUUGCAAGAUGAGGGAGUUCCCAUCGAUCGCAUCGUCCAGGCUGCAAAGGCUGUUCUCGAACUAUGCAAUGAGAGCCACCGGCAUCAAUUACUCUACCAUAUUGACUCUCCGGAGUGGCGAACAUGGUCCAAUCCAGAAUUUUUGCUGAGUGACAAGGGUAUUCGACUGGAUGAUGCAGACGUUAGCCCCCAACUGCGUGAAGCAGUUAUGAAUGUCUUGAAGGAAACUCUGUCGCCUGAAGGUUUCGAAAAGGCAACCUCGGCGAUGCGGAUCAAUGGCUUUCUUGGGAAGCUAGUCAACUCACCGGCGGUCAUGAACGAAUACUCGUACAACUUUGUCAUGUUUGGAGCCGAGCCAUCGACCACGCAGCCAUGGGGGAUCUCUUUCUACGGUCAUCAUCUUUGUCUGAGCAUAUUCUUCUAUCGGCGGCAAAUGAUUCUGUCUCCGUGGUUCACCGGCGCUGAACCUAAUCUUAUUGAUUCCGGUCCUUACAAGGGAACCAGGAUUUUACACCGAGAAGAAAAGCUUGGUCUUGAACUGAUGCAGAGCAUGACACCCGAUAUGCAAUCACGCGCACAAAUAUACAAACUAAUGAAAGAUCCUGCGAUGCCUCAUGGCCGGUGGAACCAUGACGAUCAAAGGCAUCUAUGUGGCGCAUAUCGCGAUAACCGCAUCGUGCCGUAUGAAGGCAUUCGCGUCUCACUUUUACCCUCAGAACAACGGGCAAUAGUAGAUCAAAUCGUCCUCGAAUACUUGGCAUACCUUCCCGAGAAGGCUCGAGCUUAUCGUCUUGCGCAGAUUAAGGCUUGGUACGAGAAAACCUAUUUUUGUUGGAUAGGCGGAUUUGCAGACGAGGAUGCGUUUUACUACCGGAUACAAAGCCCAGUUGUCAUUCUUGAGUUUGACCAUCAUUCCGGCGUGUUUCUGGCAAAUAGUGAGCCUGCCAAGUUUCACGUUCAUACCUUGUUGAGGACGCCGAAUGGCGGCGAUUAUGGUAUGGCGCUUCGACCACUUCUUCCUGGGGUAGAAUAG